Messenger RNA from Tribolium madens (black flour beetle), 2892 nucleotides. Its product is annotated as kinesin-like protein Klp61F. The record is from RefSeq and is a predicted model, not a curated record. The transcript has 7 exons. Gene Ontology annotation, molecular function: ATP binding; plus-end-directed microtubule motor activity; microtubule binding. Gene Ontology annotation, biological process: mitotic spindle assembly; microtubule-based movement. Bases 89 to 2749 code for a protein of 886 amino acids. Lineage: Eukaryota; Metazoa; Arthropoda; Insecta; Coleoptera; Tenebrionidae. Gene Ontology annotation, cellular component: nucleus; spindle microtubule.
UUAGUUAUAUUCAAACGAGAAAACCGUUAAGUUUGAGUUAAAAUAAAUUCUUGAAGAAUUUUUGUUUGUUUCCAAGAAUUAUUGAAAAAUGAGUGAAAAAAAGUCUUCUUUACCAAUGAAGGUGUACUUAAGGCCAAGACCUUCGGGGAGUACUGAAAAUAAAACUUCAAUCAUUCGCCAUAUUACGCCUCGCGAAAUUGUAAUAAAAAAUGGCCCAACUGAUAAAAAGUAUAUCUUUGAUCAUGUCUUCAACGAGAAUGCUUCGCAACUUGAGGUUUAUGAGACUGCUGUAGCCCCCUACGUUAGUAGCAUUCCUGAAGGGUACACUUGUACAGUUUUUGCUUAUGGACAAACGGGCACUGGGAAGACACAUACGAUGUUUGGCGAGCAUGAUCUAGGCUUGGAUUGCGACCUCAGAACGGAUACCUCUAUCGGGAUAAUUCUGCGAGCUACUCAACAACUUUUUAUCGCCUUGGGUAAACUUAACGAAAAAACUGAUUACACAGUGAGGUUCUCCUUUAUUCAAAUAAUAAAAGAAGAAGUUCUUGAUUUGCUGGAUGAUAGUACUCCUUUGAGAGUUUAUGAUGAUCCAUUGAGUAAAAGUUCAGCAUAUACCAAGAGUAUGGCAAAACUUACUGUUUUUAAUGUUGAUGAUGUUAAUGAGUGGAUUAAUGUCGGUAAAAAGUCACUUACGAAGAAUGGUGGAGGUUCUCAUUCUCAUCUUAUGAUCAUCUUCUCGGUGGACAUUAGAGAAAGGACUUUUAACGGUGCAGAGCGUCUCAGAGCCGGUCGUUUGAAUUUUAUUGAGUUAGCUGGAAGUGAAAACAUGGUUCGUCCUUCCCAACAGAGAGCCAAAGAUUUUUCAGUGCUGAAUAAGUCACUUAUUACGUUUGGGAAUGUCAUUAAAGCUCUAGAGCAAAAAUUGCAGUACGUUCCAUACCGAGAAUCGAAACUGACUCGACUUUUACAAGACAGCCUCGGCGGCAGCGCCAAAGUUUGUAUGAUUGCUACAUUUUUUCCCAACAGUCAUCAUAUUGAUGAAACCAUUAAUACAUUGGAGUUAGCAACUGCAGCAAAAAGUGUCGUUAAUUGUCCACAAGUUAAUGUCUGCAAAAAACAAACGGACGUUUCAAAAGAACUUCAAGAUGAAAUAGCGAGACUGAGAAAUCAAUUAACGGCAGCAAGAUCAGGCCAAGGCUUUUAUCUAACAGCGCAUAGCUAUAAUAAAUUGACACAAGAACAAAAAGAUGAAGAUAAGAAAGUAAUUGAACGGCUCCGUCAAAUUCACGAAUUGCAAGAACAUAAUAGAACACUAAAGGCUCAGUAUGCCAAGGAAAACGAGUCGUUUCUAAGAACCAAAAUGUAUAUUGAAGAUACCGAGAAACGGUUAAAAGAGAAACAAUACAAAACAAAAGAAAAAGAAACUCUCUUAGACGUUUUGACCGAAAGAAAUAAAGAAAUGAUUCAAAAUGCAAGCAGAAUGCUUGAUAUUUGCGAAAAGACGCUUAAAGAAGAAGCAAUUAUUUACAAAAAAUAUCAAGAGAAAUGUCAGUCAAACACAAGCAAUACUAAUGUAGCACAGCAAAUUGUAGAAACUACGACUACUGGCAUUAAAGAUAUUGAACAGGCGACAAUUACUUACGCCAGUGAGCAACAAAGUCGCAUUAAAGAUCAACCUGAAUUUAAAAAUGAACCAACUGAUGUGCAACCUAUCAUGGAUAUGGCGUGCUCAAUAGAAAAUUUUAAAACAUUAGAUGCCCAACAACUUGUCAACAACGACUCGGACUGUUGCAACAAAGCUCACGUAGCAGAAUUCAUCAACAUGGUCCACACUAAUAUUACAGAGAAAUUAAUAAUCCCAGAUGAAAUUAAAGGUAAAUGGGAAGAGGUAAAGAAGAGUACUAUUAGUGUAGAUGAAGAAAAUAAACAAAAAGUUGCAGAAUGUGUCGCUAAGAUCGCCAAUCUACACAUAGUGGGACGUGACAGUUAUGAUGAAGUGUUGAAUUUCCUAAAUCAACUUUUAUUUGAUUGGGACGCUCGGGAAGAUGCAAUAAGGUCAGAGAUACGUGAAGUACAAUGUAUGCUUAGUUUUUUGAGAAGUCAAGUAGCCCGCGAAGCCGCUGAAAAGAAGGCACUUCAAGAGGAAGCUGCAGAGUUGGAAGCUAGUAUGAAAUUUAUAGAAACUGAGCUUGCAAACAGGAAGGAUGUUACCGAAUUUGAACAAACAGUAAACCGAGAAAUGAUGUCCAUUCCGAACAAAACAAAUUUGUUAUUCAACAAUCUGGGAAAUGAUCAAGUCAUAGAACAAUUUGUGAAGCUGGAAAAUGAAUUUCAUUCUGGUGCUUCCUAUCAACAACAAAUGGUCGAUGAGCGCGCUGGCGAAUUGUUGGAAACUCUUAAGUCACAUUUGGCUGACUACAAUAAUCAUAUCGACGAAACAUUCUCCAAGGUUCAAAAAGACGCCGAUACUGUUAAAACAUCCGUUUUAGAGAAAACCAUCAAGGAUUGUACCUCUGUUGAAAAAAUAAUCACUGCCGCUAAUGAAGAGAAUGCUGACUAUUUUUCCAAAACUAAGAAUAUCAUUAAGCAAACGUUAAAUAAACUGGAACCGUAUGACAAAAAGAUUUGCUUCAUGGGUCAUGUGGGAGAUACACCUGUCAAGAACUCCCAUACUCGCUUUGAUCCCGAAGAUAUUGAAAAUGUUGCUUCUUCAUCUAAUGGAGAUGAUCAUGAUCGCGAAAAAAAAUAAGAUUUUAAAGUGUUUAAUUAAUUUAUUUUAAUUUUUUAUUAAUAGUUUGUUAUGUCAAGAAUAUUGUUUAGAAUACUUUGUUUUUUAAUUCAAUAAAUCAGAUUUUAAUUCAAUAAAUUCCAGUUAUUUUAAGAGCAAAAAUC